GACCUGCGAACUUCAUACUCGUCAUCUACUCUAGACAUUACGGUCAGCCAUGCCACUGCAGGCCUUCUCCUUCACUUUCCCUGAAACUCGAUUCUUCAAAGCUGGUCGUUUAGUCUACAAGUUCAAGAUCAGAGGAGGCUGCAGCUUCAGAGGAGAGGAGGUGAUGGAAGGAAACGGCUUCACUCAGGAACUGGAGGAAAUUAUCAGAACUGUUCUUGGCAACCUGGACCGUCUCCAUCCCUUCUCCAGUGUCCACUUCAACGUCUUCCCUUAUAAGAAGCGUUGGGAUGGAGCGUCUGAGCUGAUGUGCAAAUACGGUGAGAGGAAGCUGACAGCCUACCCGUUCAGUCUGACCCUCUACCUGGAGAAAAACAUGCCGCAUGAGGAAACAAAGCGAGCAGAACAGAAGUUGAGCCCAGAGAAAGAUAUUGCUCACAAACUCCGCUCUGUCUCUGAGCCCCGGUCAAAGCGCAGUAGAAGAUCCUCACCACUAGAGGAGGCCAAACUAAAGGACGUAUUCAAAGACUCGGAGACUUCUGUGGUUGGGAAGACGAAGCCCAGCAGAAAGCAGGCGUCAACACAGUCAAGGGAAGUGGGACUCCAGGUGAAGUGCAUCCUGGGACAAUGCAGCCCGUGGGAGAGGAGGAGGCAGAGUGUGCAGACUCUGUCCCUGGGACACCUGUGAGGCCCUGGGUGUUGACUCGACUGGCCAGGUUGGUCUGACUGCACCUUCGACCUGAGCGGACACACCAACAGGAAACAGUGUUUUCAUAGUAUGUUACAAACAACAGGUGAACAGCAGAUCAGUAACGUGGCACACAGUCAGAGUGAGAGUCCUACCUCUGAGGUGAAGGUGAUGUCACCGUCUUAUUUGUGGAUUUGAUUGACUUGUACAACCACAGGAGAAACAAGAGCUGAAUGGUUCUGUACAUCUGAAAGAAUAAAGUUGACAAAGAUUCAUAUGGAGCGGGGAAAUCCAGCUAUUAUAAGCACAGAACAUUACAAUAUUCCUCUUUCUGUUGAGACAAGCUGAGACGUCCUCAGGCUCAUAAAAGACGGACAAAAGUUUCUCCGCACUGAGAGCACGCCAACGAUCUUACAAAUGUGGUGUUCAUGGUAAUAAUGAUAUGCAGCAGCAGCCUGGUGGAUGAGCCCACAGUGGCAUUAAUCACAGUUUGUUAACUCUCUCUGUCUCUGCAGCCGUGUCUUCCCCUUCUCCCUGCUCUUCAGAGACACCUGAGGGACGCAGAGAGACAGGACGUGUUACUGCGUCCUGUAGUGGAAACUCACCGGCGUUCGCUCGGUUAGUUCUCCAGUGCAAACAAAAACCUUUUUUUUUUUCCGUAUAUCGUAUUAUAUAUAUAUUUAGAGUCAUUAUUGUUGUUUCCUUGUUCUUUUGUUCCUGAGAUUUUCCAUUACAUUGAUUUAUCUUGAAAUAUUAAAUACAGAGUUGGAGCGUCUAAUUCUGCUUUUUGUUGUAU
Molecule: messenger RNA, 1481 nt
Organism: Cottoperca gobio
Lineage: Eukaryota; Metazoa; Chordata; Actinopteri; Perciformes; Bovichtidae
Gene: majin
Product: membrane anchored junction protein
Exons: 8
Coding region: 50-685 (211 amino acids)
Biological process (GO): meiotic attachment of telomere to nuclear envelope; homologous chromosome pairing at meiosis
Cellular component (GO): nuclear inner membrane
Molecular function (GO): DNA binding
Source: RefSeq, a predicted model, not a curated record